CUUAAUCCACCUUCCGAAAAUCGAGACGCUGAAAUUCACGAAUUGCAGCAUUUUUAAUCUCGAUCUCCAAUACAAGCCUGCCAGUAUCGAAGACCAAUUGAUUGAUUGCAUUUGCAACAUGCAACAUCUUAAACAGCUCGAAUUUGGAGAUUUCCAAAUCAUUAGUUACUACAACCUUAGGCAUAUAUGCGAGGCUUUAAAAAAUAGCUUGAACCAUCUUCAAGCUAGGAUUGAUUUGCCGCAAGAUGACAUCUGCCGCUCAUCCUUAAAGCACAGCUUUCAGAAUUUGAAAGUGUUCCGCUUUGAGGAAUUCAUGGUCGGCGAGGAUGGGGUGCGUCGCCGGCUGAAUAAUGGCCCACUGACGCAGCUUUGUGUGAGGAGGCUAACAAAGCUGCAGGUGGUACAGGACUACGUGGACGGGCAAUCCUACCCACCCCCCAUGAACACCGACACUUGCUGUGGACGGUCCGAUUUGCAGCAGUUAAGCGUCGAAGCUGAGACGGCCAGCGAGAAACUGCCACUGCUAUUCCAGAAGGUCACCCGCUUGCAGGUGAAAUGGAUUGGCAGCAACGAUACCAACAUCGACUCGCUGCUGCAGUUCCGACAUGUGAGCGUCUUGGUGUUGGACAAUUUUUCAUCCAACAGAAUGCUUGACGCAUUUCUUUUGCGGUAUGGCGGACAACUGCACACUCUUUCGCUGCGCGUUGGAAGCGAAAGUAAAUUGUGCUUAAAAUUUGCCACCGUUUUCAAAGCUUGUCCAAACCUUGAAAGGCUUUUCUUGGAAGGCUUGGAAAUGACCGACACCUCAGUCAUUACAGUUGAGUCAUUUACCAGUCUCAAGGAGCUGCGUUGGAGCCAAAAAAGGGGAAAAAAGGCCAGCAUUUUAUCCGUCUUGUCAGCGCCGGACCUGGAGCAAGUGACCGUAGAUGUCAGCAAUGUUAGUGUUGAUGAAUUGAAAGUUGCUUCUUUGCUGGCAUCAAAGAAAAAAAUAUUUGGCAAGCUUCGUACCUUGCGGCUUACUAUUGGGUGUUGUGAGCAAGUUGGAACAACCGAAAGGGACAUUUCGCAAGCGCUUGAAGACCUAGCUACGAACGCCUAUGCUCACUGCAGAAAAUAGCCAAUGUGCAAUUUGGGUUCUGCAACUGCUACGACCAUUCAAAAACAUUGAAGUGUAAUAUUGUAAAUAAUUUUCUUUGCCUAGGAAAAAUGAACAUGUUAGUGAAUUAAGAGUGAAUGUACAUUUUUAUUGAACGAAUUUUUAUAAUU
Molecule: messenger RNA, 1266 nt
Organism: Cloeon dipterum
Lineage: Eukaryota; Metazoa; Arthropoda; Insecta; Ephemeroptera; Baetidae
Exons: 3
Coding region: 119-1117 (332 amino acids)
Source: RefSeq, a predicted model, not a curated record